This is a messenger RNA of Argiope bruennichi, 1106 nucleotides long. RefSeq lists its product as uncharacterized. The transcript has 6 exons. NCBI's taxonomy places the organism in Eukaryota, Metazoa, Arthropoda, Arachnida, Araneae, Araneidae. Bases 137 to 997 code for a protein of 286 amino acids. The record is from RefSeq and is a predicted model, not a curated record.
GGUAUAUGCAAUAUAAAGAAGUUGUAUGAAGUUAUAUUUCUCUUAGAUGAUUAGCCAAGAAGCGAGAUUAAUAUUUUUGAACUUUCUUAUUUGCGCCAUUUUCACUCGAUAAAGAGAAUAAUAGCUUUGUGAAAAGAUGGCCGAUGAAAUACCCGAUUUAACACAGUUAGUUAGCUCUAUUCCAAAGAUUGUCAUCACUGAGCCGUCGCCAUUCAGGGUGGGAACCGCAACUGAAACUUCCACUGCUACUUCUACUCCUGCUGUCGAAUCUGCGCCAACAACUUCGCCCGCGGGCGACAUCAACGUGAAAGCGUCCGGUGACGACUCAAAGCAAGACAGCGAUGAAUUCAAGGAUCCCGACUGCGAGUUGUGUGAAGAGGACUCUAAAGACAAAGCGUCUGAAAUUGUUAUGGAAAUAGAUGCUCGUGUUCCAGUGCAGCCAUCUGAACGUGAAAGGAAUGAGGAAAAUGAGGACGACUUUAGGACCACAACGAUUGAAAACUGUUUUGAGCGUUGUAUGAGAGCCCUGGCCUCAUUUAACGAAUCCAAAUAUAUGCUAAUUAUCCAGAUCCUACUGCUCGUUAUCCCUAUUUCGGCUGGAUUCAUGGGAGCGAAAUAUCUGGAUAAAUGCCCCCACAGCUCUGAGACGCCCGUCUUCUUAUUCAUGAUGGGAAUCGCUGGUACGAUUGUCAUUAUCUGUAGGAUUUUGCUCAUCUCUCAGAAGAUCUUGUUGCCGACACACAGAGAAUGGGAAGUGCUGAGGGUGAUCGUCAUCGUUGGCAACCUGGCUAUCAUUGUAUGCCUAGCAACAGAAAUGUUUUCAUUUUUCCGGGCUGCUCCAAGCUUUGAGGUCGGAUCAGCGCAUUAUUGCCACGAAGCAUUUUAUAAAUACACGUACUGGGCCAACUGGUCUUGCCUCAUCAUCAUUACCUUCUUGAUGCUCUUGCAGUUGCCAAAUUGUUCCGUAGUCACUUUGCAAAAUGAUGUAACACCAUAAAUUUUAACUAUCGUUUUUAAAGUUUGUGCAUUUAUAGCCAAUGUUUAUAUUUUGUAAUAACUGUUGCUUAAUUUUCUCGUAUUUUUAAUAAAUUAUUUGAAUUAUUUUA